This is a messenger RNA of Sceloporus undulatus (fence lizard), 2122 nucleotides long. RefSeq names its product eukaryotic translation initiation factor 2D (gene EIF2D). The coding region runs from base 187 to 1995 and encodes 602 amino acids. NCBI's taxonomy places the organism in Eukaryota, Metazoa, Chordata, Lepidosauria, Squamata, Phrynosomatidae. Gene Ontology annotation, molecular function: translation initiation factor activity; RNA binding. Gene Ontology annotation, biological process: translational initiation; formation of translation preinitiation complex. The record is from RefSeq and is a predicted model, not a curated record. The transcript has 15 exons.
CCACUAAAGAAGGAGGCAGCCAUGGCAGGCCUCUGUGUGUUGCUGCACGAACCGGUUUCAGGGUUGCACCACAAAAUGGCCGCCUCCAUUCUGUGAGAAGGAAGGAAGAGUCCUGAGCUGGACCUCGCCGUUCUGCUGCCUCUGGACCUUACUGUCGCCAUUUGGAGGCUGGGGGUUGCUGGGACCAUGUUUGCCAAAGCCUUCAGGGUGAAAUCCAACACGGCUAUCAAAGGGUCUGAUAGGAGGAAACUGCGAAAUGAUGUUGCAGCAACAUUUCCAUCCCUCACUUCUGAACAGUUAUCUGAGGUUGUCCCAAAUAAAGAGGAGUUGAAUAUUAUUAAAUUAUACACUCACAAAGGAGAUGCUGUCACAGUUUAUGCCAACGUCAAGAAUCCAAUCCUUUUUGAAGUGGAGAAGACAAUGUAUCCCACAGUGUACACCUUGUGGUCUUAUCCUCACAUUCUCCCUGCUUUUUCCACGUGGCCACCUGUGUUGCAUAAACUAGCUGGAGGAGCAGAUCUAAUGCUCCCAGGGGUUGUAGUGCCCUCUUGUGGUCUUCCUGAGGUAGAUCGUGGUACGCUGUGUGCUGUUACUUUGGCAAGAAACAGUGCCCCUGUUGCCAUUGGAAUAGCUAACAUGUCCACUGCAGAAAUGGUGGCAGCUGAAAUGAAAGGAAAAGGCUUCACAGUGCUUCAUACCUAUAUGGAUCACUUAUGGGGGUUUGGUGACAAGUCAUGCCCACCCAUCAUUGCCCCCUUAGAAGGAGAACCUUCAGAAGUGAUGGAUGCUGAAGAAGAGGAACAAGAGGAUGAAGAAGGGAAGGGCCAAGUACUGGAAAACAGCCUCUCUGUUGACUCAUCCUUGCAGACAAACUUUGGAAAUCUAAACAUGGAAGAAAUUCCUCAGUGUGCUGACCUAAGGAGAAAAGAGGUACCAAAUGAAGAUGGAGCUGAUGAAAUUGUCAGAGAAGAAAACCCAGAUGUUUCUCAGGAGAUGGAAGACAGGAGUCCACAAGAACAAAUGGAUGUUUUGCUUCAUCAGUGCUUCUUCCAUGCCUUAAAAUGUAAAGUGAAGAAGUCAGAGCUCCCUUUGUUGGCCAGCAGCUUUCUGCGUAACUACAUGUUUUCAUGCUGUCCAAAUGGUCAGCAGCUCGACAUAAAGAAAUCCAGCUACAAAAAGUUCUCCAAGUUCCUGCAGUCGAUGCAACAACAGAAGAUCCUUCAGGUGAAAGAACUGAGUAAGGGGGUAGAGAGCAUUGUGGAUGUGGACUGGAGGCAUGACAGCAUUAGAUCCUUUGUAGUACCUGAAACAGAAGAAUCUGAAUUACCUGUCCAAGACAGUAGAAGUGGUGGUGGAGAACAGCCAUACCAUGCUCCUGAGAUCACACCACUCUAUGGCAUCUCAUCAAAAAUGGCUCCAUUGUUCCAGGAAUCUGGAUAUAAGAAAGGCCACACCCUAACCAGCAGUGAAGUGAGAAGCGCCAUCAUCAGUUAUGUGAAAACGAACGAGUUGGUUGAUGAAACCAACAAAAACUUUGUAAAGGUGAAUCCUGUCUUAUGUGACUGCCUGUUGAACAAAUCAGAGCAAGAUGAAAUCUCAAAGCUCAAAUGGGAUGAUCUACUGAGUAGGUGUCUGGACCAACUACAGACCUUCCAUCAGGUAACCUUUGCUGGACAUGAACCUAUUGUGAGAAAAGGAAAGAUAUAUCCCAUUAACAUGACCAUAGCACAGAGAUCAUCCAAUAAAAAGGUGACAAUAAUUACGAAUCUUGAGCUGUAUGGUCUAGACCCACAAGUUGUUGCCAACAUUCUCCAGCAAAAAGUUCAAGCUAGUGCCACUGUCAGCACAGUCCCAGGAUCCAAAGACAGAUUACAAGUCCAGAUACAAGGCAAUCAGAUCAACCACCUUGCUAAGCUGCUGCUAGAGGACUAUCAUAUACCUCGCCAAUAUAUUGAAGGCCUUGGGAAGGCGCCAAAGAUGGGCCGGAAGAAGUAGCAAAGCCUCAAGAUCAUAUACGGAGCUUAAUUAUUUAUACAUAUUAUAUUCAACAAAGUGAGUAAUCCAAUAGUUUUACCUGUUAAAAUGGUUUUCUAUUUAAAAGAUAAAAUAAAAAGAUUUAUCC